Messenger RNA from Oncorhynchus mykiss (rainbow trout), 2252 nucleotides. The record is from RefSeq and is a predicted model, not a curated record. Lineage: Eukaryota; Metazoa; Chordata; Actinopteri; Salmoniformes; Salmonidae.
UAGAGAUUUUGCUAUUUACAACGGCUGGAUAUUAUGUGUCAUUUUGUUUGGUCAACAAUGUGGACACCUACGAUCGCUUUGCUUUUCAUGUGUUCUCAUUGUUUUGUGCGCAGCCUCGACUCCAAUUUAAUCGGAUCCUCUAAAGAAGCGAUGGAUCCAUUGGAACAGGUGGACCCGCACAGUGGAACGGUGUAUGUACAGAAUAAUGUGAACACACGUCGCAGGGCAGAUACAUCUUCUCGCCGUCACAGGACACCUUUACCUGAUCAAGAACGCAGUCUGUCAGCGAGAAAUACCUGCAAUGGAUCUCAGAAAAAGAACCAGAAUAAGGAAAUACUUGCUCCUGUUGAUGACAAAAACAUAGAGAAAAUGGCAGAGAUGGCCACAUGCGUGCGCUCUGGAGACUGUGAGGCAAGGCUGUGCUGCGUCCGCUAUUUAACAGGGAAACGACUCAUCCCAAAGGAGGGAGAGGCCUGCGUACUGCGAGGAGGACGCUCUAAACUGCGUAGAAAUCUUGAGUACUGUGACUGUGCACACGGGCUAACCUGUUGUGCCCAGGCUGAACACCCCAAGAACCAAGGAGUUUGAGGGGUAUUCCCUUUUGAGGACACAAGCUCAAGUAAACAGUACAAAUAUGAUAAAGAUGAUAUGACAUAUUUUCUAUUCAACAAAAAGGUUUGAAAGGAUGUAUAUGCUUUCUACAUAUAGUAUAAUCAAAUUAUAAAACCACAAACUAUACGAUUUCACCUUCUUUAUAACUGUAAAUUACAUAUUUGUAUGUUUAGUGUUAAAGAAAAUGUGCAUAUUUUCUAAAGGUCUCACUUGAUCAAAAUAUCUUCCCCCAACACUUUAAACAUCACAAAAAGCUGUGGCUUGGUUUCCUGAACUCGUUAGGAACUCACCUUUCAUCUCAUAUUAAUAAUGAAGAAUUUUGAAAAUUCUGAAAUCCACAGCACUCUCCCCUCUAAAAGUAACAUGUGAAUCUAAGAGAGAUAAUUCCUCUAUUGCUUGAAUUAUUAGCUUUGCAUAAAUGAUAGUCAUGUACUGUUACUAUAUUUCUGUCAGCUUCAAAUGUACCUACUACUAGUAGAAUUAGUGUUGUGCAAGGUUUUUUAGUGGGGUAUGGAGUACAGGCUUCUCCACUGUGUUUUGAUAACUGAAAUUCACCUGGAACUGAGCAGGUGCCAUCGCCUACUAGCUCGAAGGUAGGUUUUUAAAAAGGCAGACCUGAAUAAAACAGCCCUAGGUGAGCUGCCUGGACCAAUGCAUGUUCACUCUCCCUGUGUGCACAUAUGUACACAUCAUAUAUGUGUUUAUGAAAGAGAGAGAGAGAAACAUUUGAUCAAAAUCCCAUUUUGUUUGUCAGAUGCACCAAAUACAGCGUGUGUAGACUUGACCAUGAAAUGCUUGCUUACGAGCCUUUCCCAAUGAUGCAGAGUUAAAAAGUGCAAGGCAACAGUAAACAACAACAAUAAAAGCAGCACCGAAUUUCAUGACUUUACGUCAAACGGGGUGAGGGAAAUUUCAAUUUCAAAUGUAGCAUUUUCAAUCGCUUGUCAUAGCACCACUAUCUGACCAACCAGUGUAAUUUUGUACAUGCCAGAUCCCUAUGGGAAGGCGCAUCAUUCACCCAAGUUUCGUCAAAAUCUUGCCAGUGCUGUUUGAGAUAUCGCAUGUGACGAAUGUACGAACGUACGGAGACAGAUCCACAGAAAAUAAAAUAAGAAAAAUACAAAUAGUAACUAACACAAGAGGAACAAGAAUGAAGCUAUAUACAUGGAGUACCAGUACCAUAUCAAUUUGCAGGGUACUAGGUAUUUGAGGUAAAUAUGUACAUAAAGGCAGGGUAAAGUGACUAGGCAUCAGGAUAGAUAAUAAUCAAAAGUUAUUUUAGGUAGAUAUGUACAUGAAGGCAGGGUAAAGUGACUAGGCAUCAGGAUAGAUAAUAAUAAGGUAUUUGAGGUGGAUAUGUACAUGAAGACAAGGUACAAUAACUAGGCAUCAGGAUAGACAACAAUAAGGGUAAAAUAAAGAACAGACUAGCAGUAGCAUAUGAUGAUUGUGAAAGUGUGUGUGUGUGUGUGUGUGUGUGUGUGUGUGUGUGUGUGUGUGUGUGUGUGUGUGUGUGUGUGAUCUGCGUGUGCUUAUGUAGUGUAAGUGAAUGUGUGGGUUUGUGUGAGAGUGUCAGUGUAAUGUUUAAGAGUGAGUGUAUAUAUAGUGCAUAUAUAGUCCUGUGAGUGUGCAUAAAGCCA